Messenger RNA from Corticium candelabrum, 1266 nucleotides. RefSeq lists its product as uncharacterized. Gene Ontology annotation, cellular component: late endosome membrane; plasma membrane; lysosomal membrane. Lineage: Eukaryota; Metazoa; Porifera; Homoscleromorpha; Homosclerophorida; Plakinidae. The transcript has 7 exons. Gene Ontology annotation, biological process: establishment of protein localization to organelle. The coding region runs from base 40 to 1146 and encodes 368 amino acids. The record is from RefSeq and is a predicted model, not a curated record.
UUAGUCAUUGGCGUCACGUGCGCACGUGCGCGGUACUACAUGGUAUUGAGUAGCAUGGCUUUCUGGCUGUUUUUCAUCACUCUUCUAUAUAUUCCAAUGAGGCAAACGUUGUGCGAGUUGCCUGCACCGCAUCCUCGCGAGCCUCACUGCGCGCAAAAAGAUUUCCGAGACUUGCACGCAGUUUUUCCAAGGGCCGCUGCGGUAUCUUGCACUUCUGGUCCUCUACGGAUGUCUACUGGCGUUUGCAAACGUGGAUUUGGGCCUAACGGAAAGCUCCCGCAAGCCGUGUGUUGUCUUAUCGUGACUGUUGACUCCGAGACAGCGGUAUGGAAGGAUGUUAAGGGAAACGCUUGCGUGAAGAUCGAGAACUCGACAACUAGUGCAAAACCAACACAGCCAACUACUCCAAAUGACACUCAGUCGGUGACUCAUCGGAAAACCCACCAACCAACAUCAAUGUUUGUGUCAUCUUCAGUUGCACCUACUGCUUUCACCACAGUUCCUGUUCGACCGUGGUUCACAAUGUCUACUAAUAAAUGGCACAGUGGCGGACCUCAGAAUGUGACAUGGAAGAAAGCUAAUUGCAUUUUGUUUUAUGCAAAUGAAAUUGUUAUUAACUUUGGUUGGAAGAAAAAGUCGUACAAAUUCAACAGCACAAUUUUCCAAGCUGACAUGAAAUCUAUUCCACCUAAUAUAACUUGCUCAGGAUCUAAGCAUGUAUUGUCUGGAGGAUGGUACAAAGAAUCACAUAAUAUCACAUUUUCUGUGACUUUUGAGAAGAGCAAUGGCUCAUGGUAUGCAACUCACAUGGAACACAAUGACACCAGUCUCAAGACAAAUUUCAGAUAUGAUAACAAAUACUUCAAAGCACCUCUUGGAAACUCAUUUCAUUGCGGGCAGAGCACUUGUAGAAGCAACGAUGGUCUUGCAACUAUUGUGUUUCAUAACAUUACUGUUCAACCGUUUCAAGUGUCCGGUGUACAAUUUUCGUCAAAGACUAGUAGCUGCCCUAAGUCCUCAUCCACAUGGACAUCUGAGUUAACUGUGUUGAUUGUGUGCAUUUCUGUUGGGAGCAUUGCCUUGUUCAUCAUCAUUGCAUAUGUUGUCAUUCGAUGUUCAAGAAGUGAAUACGAUUUCUUAAAGUAGACAGCCACAAUGUGCAAUAGACAUGUGGGUAUAUUUUUAGUUUUAGCUUAUGUUUUAUGUUGCACAUGCUGUGAAUAUUUUUAACGAAUAAGUUAAUUAUGGUUAUUGUCAGCUAUCGAA